This is a messenger RNA of Ceratosolen solmsi marchali, 1133 nucleotides long. Its product is annotated as transmembrane protein 147. The record is from RefSeq and is a predicted model, not a curated record. The transcript has 4 exons. NCBI's taxonomy places the organism in Eukaryota, Metazoa, Arthropoda, Insecta, Hymenoptera, Agaonidae. The coding region runs from base 391 to 1080 and encodes 229 amino acids.
AGAAUGUCUUCAACACGGUUUAUUAGGUAUUUGUCAUAAAUGUUCAGGACACUUAAUUAACAAAAAAUUUAUCUUGAAUUGCCAAGUCUGUCGACUCGACUUAAAGAUUACGAAUUAAGCUUCUUCACAAUAUCAAAAUAGAGUUUUAAAGUGAACUUUAUAAAUCGAGCAAUGGCCUGCCUGCGAUACCAACAAUCACAUGAUAAUCGGCAGUGAAAUUGUUGCGAAGGAGACUUGUAUGAGCUGGGACUAUCGUACUCCUCAAAUUUAAACUAUUUAUUUAAUUUUAGUCACUAAACAAUGUAAUUUAGAUUAGUUUAUUGCUAAUUAUUAGUAAUUUAAAAUUACUUUCAUGGUUAUGAUCAAAAGGUAGCGUUGAAUAAAAUAGAUAUGACACUGUAUCAUUUUGGAAAUUGUUUAGCGUUAGUUUAUGUACCUUACUACUUAACCUACAAAUACUCGGGACUCUCCGAGUAUGGCGCUUUUUGGAAAUGUAUUCAGGCUGGAGGGAUUUAUAUUUUUACCCAACUUGUUAAGAUGCUUAUUUUAGCUACUUUUUUCCCCACUGCGGAUAAUAUAGGAUAUAAGGGCUUUGACAUUUUUGGUGAAUUUUUUAAAUCUACUAUCGACAUUGCCGAUCUGAUUGGGAUAUACAUAGUUUUGAACGGUAUACCAGGCAAAGGUCAUGCAAAAGUUUUGACUGCGGGAAUAGGAUGGGCCGGGGCUGAGGUUGUUCUAACGAGAUUUUUAUUGUUAUGGAUUGGGGCUAGAGGCGCAGAGUUCGAUUGGAAGUAUAUGCAGAAGAGUUUGGAAUCUAAUAUAUAUCUAGUUCAACAUAUUACGACGGCAACGUUAGUUUGGCUUUGGUCGAGACAUGAUUUAAAGCAAAGUCUAGUACCUGUUGUUGUUAGUAUGCUGUUGCUUACAGUAUAUAGGCCACUUAUUUCGGAUUUUCUAAUAAUGUCAUUUACGAUUGGACCUUGGUCGGCAUUAUUUAUUAAAGCUAUUGCUGCAACAAUAAUGGGAACAUUAACUUUACACAUAUACGCUGCUCUUGCUUAUACUAUUGGAAUUUUUUGAAAUUCUUCAUAAUUUUCAAUGUAAAUAUAAAUAAUUUUAAAUUAGGCCGAAUG